AUGAAUUUGAGCUUGGUUUUGGGUUUGGGUUUGGGUUUGGGUUUGGGUUUGAGUGUAGUACCAAAACCACCAAACA
Molecule: messenger RNA, 76 nt
Organism: Adineta steineri
Lineage: Eukaryota; Metazoa; Rotifera; Eurotatoria; Adinetida; Adinetidae
Source: the annotation of a GenBank genome assembly